Didymodactylos carnosus is the source of this 471-nucleotide messenger RNA. The record is from the annotation of a GenBank genome assembly. NCBI's taxonomy places the organism in Eukaryota, Metazoa, Rotifera, Eurotatoria, Philodinida, Philodinidae.
AUGACCGUCGGCUUUCUCGGGCCGUGUGGUUUGAAUCUACCGCAUACACAUCCACGUGCAACAGAAAUUAAUUUCUCCGUCGAUGGCACAUUGAGAGCUGGCUUUUUCCAAGAGAAUGGUGCCACAUUUAUUAUGACUGAACUUAAGCCAAAUCAAGCAACGGUCUUUCCCCAAGGUGCCAUUCAUUUUGAACAAAACAUAGGCUGUAAGCCUGCAAAAUUUGUUGCUGCAUUUAAUCAUGAAGAUCCAGGUGUAUUAACAAUCGCAAAUUCAUUUAUUGGACAAUUACCAGCCGAUAUUGUUCAAGCAUCAUUGGGAGGCGAGCUCUCAGCUGAAGAAUUUGAACAACUAAAAAGUGCGAUACCAGCUAAUGUGGCAUUGGGAGUAGAAGAAUGUCUGAUAAGAUGUGGAUUGAAAAAAAAGCCAGAGCCAAAGAAAUAUGAUGCCGAUGAUGCCGAAUACAGAAAAUAG